Messenger RNA from Cladophialophora immunda, 1990 nucleotides. RefSeq lists its product as uncharacterized. Gene Ontology annotation, cellular component: membrane. Bases 221 to 1783 code for a protein of 520 amino acids. The record is from RefSeq and is a predicted model, not a curated record. Gene Ontology annotation, biological process: transmembrane transport. Gene Ontology annotation, molecular function: transmembrane transporter activity. Lineage: Eukaryota; Fungi; Ascomycota; Eurotiomycetes; Chaetothyriales; Herpotrichiellaceae. The transcript has 3 exons.
CCAAGCUAGCGUACGAAAACAAAUACUCGUUUCGCUACGAAGCACCAUGUGCAAAAGCCACUGCAUGCUCCCGAUAGGAGAACAAGGAAGACUCAAGUACCGCGACACCCGCGCCCAAGGGCUUUCAUUUUCCUCCUUCGCAAGCGUUUCUUUCAUUUCGCGUCUGUUUCACUUAUUUUCUGCACGUUUUUCCCUUCCAUAGUCGCGAGUUAUCGUCCAAAUGACCGUGUUCGCUUCAGAUGCCGCUGCUUUGGAGGCAGCAGGAAAGAAGCAGGUGUUGAAGCGGGAAUGGAACUUUUGGGCGUUGCUGGGUAUGUCUGCGUGCACCCUGUGUACGUGGGAAGCCACGAGCGCUCUAUUUGCUGGUGCUUACAGCAAUGGUGGUCCUGCCUCUGUUGUAUACGGGUUUAUCGUGUCGGUGCUGGGAACUCUAUGCAUCGCAGGCUCCUUUGCUGAGAUGGCGUCUAUCUCGCCAAUUGCCGGAGCCCAGUAUCACUGGAGUGCUGAGCAUUCGCCUGCCAGAUGGCGAGCAAUCAUCAGCUACGUGCAAGGCUGGGUUACCAUCACUGGAUGGGUCGCAGCUGUGGCAUCCGUCUGUUACUUGAUCGCGACCAUGAUUCAAGGAGUUGCAAUCCUCAACUAUUCCGGCUACGAAGCGAAACGGUGGCACGCAACACUUAUGAUGAUUGGGUUUGCUGGAAUUGCCGCUCUGGGAAACACUUACGGCAAGAAAUUUCUGCCGCUCUGGGAGACCUUGGGAGGUUUUCUUCACGUGCUAUUCUUCUUCAUCGUCUUUAUCGCCAUUCUCGCCACUAGCACGAAGGCCAGCGACAAGGACGUCUGGGGCACAUUCAUCAACGCCGGCGGCUGGAGCAGUGAUGGUGUCAGCUUUUGUAUUGGGUUCCUCACACCGGCCUUCGCACUUGCGGGUGUGGAUGCGGUCGUCCACAUGAGCGAGGAAGCGUACAAUGCGCCUCUCAACAUUCCUCGCGCGAUGAUUUGGUCAGUCACAAUCAACGGAUUGGCUGGCUUUGCAUACAUCAUCACCAUUCUUUACGCCAUCACUGAUACAGAUGCGGUUUUUGCGACCCCUACCGGGUACCCUAUAAUCGCGGUUUUUCUGCAAGCCACCAACAAUCAGAAGGCGGCGACCGCGAUGAUGACCGGAGUCAUUAUUGUUUUCACCAUGAACCUCUUUGGGUGCACAGCAUCAGUCUCCCGCCUUAUCUGGGCAUUUGCGAGAGACCAUGGUCUUCCGUUCUCCGGCUUCUUCUCACACAUCACUCCUUGGAACAAAUGUCCAACGAAUGCCGUCCUCGCGAUUUUCGUCUCCGUAUCCCUGCUCUCCCUUAUCAACAUCGGGUCGACCACCGCUUUCAAUGCCCUGAUCUCUCUGACAACACUGGGCUUUUACUUCUCCUAUGCGAUCCCGACCGUCAUGUUUGCUAUCCGGCGAUACAACGUCUCCAAUCCUAUCAAUUUCGGACCUUGGACCUUGGGCAAGUUCGGUCUUCUGGUCAACGUCCUUGCGGUCGCAUUCUGCAUUUUCCUCAUCAUCUUCUUGCCGUUCCCGCCUUAUCUUCCAGUCACAGGACCGAACAUGAAUUACGCCUCUCCCGUAUUCGGAUUCGUCAUGAUUUGUGCUACUGCCAAUUACGUCCUGCGAGCUCGCAAGAAGUUUACCGGCCCUAUCAAGGAGGUGAGCAGCGAGACUAGCAGUGAGGAGGUCGCUCAUGAGACUGUCCUUCCGGAGAAGCAGACUGCCAGCUCGGAGUCUUCUUGAAGAAGAAUCCUUGGUCCGUCAGCUCGUGUUGGAUUGCUCGGCCCUGGCUCUUGACACCUAACAUUUGAUCAAGGUGUACAGUGAUUUGGAGGACGGCUCAAAACUCACUUUGCCUGAUCUGCACUUUGUACAUAUACUCGUACAUACAUCAUCGUUUCCACAGAAACGGCAAUUCAAAGUUCAAGCCAAAAGCAAGCAUAUUGAAAG